This is a messenger RNA of Toxotes jaculatrix (banded archerfish), 1930 nucleotides long. RefSeq names its product nuclear factor 7, brain-like. Lineage: Eukaryota; Metazoa; Chordata; Actinopteri; Toxotidae. The transcript is spliced from 3 exons. Bases 120 to 1547 code for a protein of 475 amino acids. Gene Ontology annotation, molecular function: protein binding; zinc ion binding. The record is from RefSeq and is a predicted model, not a curated record.
AUUACAGGGUGUGAGAGCUCUGCUUAAAAACACUUAUUUGGAGUAUUUUCAGACAUCAAGAGGAGGAACAGUAACUUGGUGAGUCUUGAAAUUGAAAGACCAUAUUGAUACCAAAACAAAUGGCUGAGAAGAUUGCUCUUCUUGAGAGUUACCUGAGUUGCCAUGUGUGUUCAGAAACUUUCAGAGAUCCUGUGUCUCUGAGCUGCAACCACAGCUUCUGUUCAAGCUGUCUGCAACAAUCCUGGGAACAAGCUAAAAAGAAAAACUGUCCCAUUUGUAAAGGAAAGUCUUCAAAAGAUGAUCCAGGAGUGAACUUCACACUGAAGGAACUGGCUGAUUCCUUUGCUGAGAGACAGAAAGCUGAAUCAUCUGAGACUGAAAGAGGAGAGAAGAAGGUGGAGGUGGUGUGUUGUAAACAUCAUGAAGACACAAAACUGUUCUGUAAGGAUGAAGACAGAGCUGUGUGUGCUGUCUGUGAGUUUUCUCUCCACCACGGUCACAAGGUGGUUCCUAUAGAACAAGCAGUCAGUGACAUGAAGGAGCAGCUGAAAUCUGACUUGAAGUCUCUACAGGACAAGAGGAGCAAAUACAAACAAGUGGAGAAAACAUACAAUGAAAUGAUUCAACACUCCAAGAAGCAGCUGCUGUCCACAGAGAGACAGAUCAGAGCAGAGUUCACCAAGCUCCAGCAGUUCCUGAAAGAGGAAGAGGAGUCCAGACUGGCAGCUCUGAGGGAGGAAGAGGAGCAGAAGAGGAAGAGCAUCAACAGACAGAUGAAGAUGAUUGAGGAGCAGAUCUCCUCUUUGUCAGACAGUAUCUCUGCUGUUGAAGAAGAGCUGAAGAAAGACAACGUGCCCUUCCUCAGCAGCUAUAAACCCACUCAGACCAGAGCCAGAGCCCAGAGCUCACUGUCAGAUCCACAGCUGGUCUCAGGAGGACUGAUAGAUGUGGCCAAACACCUGGGCAACCUGUCCUUCAGAGUCUGGGAGAAGAUGAAGGAGAAGGUCCACUUCAGUCCUGUCAUUCUGGACCCAAACACAGCAGACCGCUGGCUCUAUCUGUCUGAUGAUCUGACCAGUGUGAGACAUGGAGACACAAAGCAGCAGCUCCCUGACAAUCCAGAGAGAAACACUAAUUAUGCCACUGUUCUGAGCUCUGAGGGCUUCAGCUCAGGGAAACACAGCUGGGAGGUGGAGGUGGGAGACCAUCCUGACUGGAAUGUGGGUUGGGUUAAAGAGUCAGUUGAAAGGAAGGAGGAGAGACUUGCUUCACCAGAACAUGGAGUCUGGUGUUUUUUGCAUCGCAGUGGAAAAUACACCAAUUGUGUUGGUGAGACUGUCACAUUGAAGAAGAGUCUCCAGAGGAUCAAAGUCCAGCUGGACUAUGACAAGGGGGAGGUGUCCUUCUACAAUGCUGAAGACGUGAUUUACAUCUACACUCACAGAGACACUUUCACUGAGAGACUCUUCCCAUUUUUCGAUAUUGGAAUAUCUGGUGAAGCCAAAACGACUUCUAUCAAAAUCUGUCAAAAUGAGAUUUCUCUGUGAUGUUUGUUUUUCUAUUAUGAUCAUUUGAGGUUUAUUACACUCUAAACUCAUCAUCACACAAUUGUUGAUGUGAUUAAUAUCCAAGUAAACAUGUCUACAAAAUGCUGAGACUGUGUCACAUCAUCAGGAGACAAAGUUUCCAAAUCAAAGCUGUUAAUUAUCCUGGUUAUCAGCAUCUUGUUUAGUGUCAAACAACAUUGUAUAGUUGUAUAUAUCCACUGUACUGAAUGUUUUGAUUGGUUCAGUUUUGUGACAGUUUGUUCAUCAUCACAUUUAGUUUUUGAUAUUCUUGGAUCUUUGGAUGAGUUUUGCAUCUGUUUUUUUAUCCUUUGCUAAGAGAUGUUUUACUAUAGUUUUGCUUUAAUGAAACAUUUAUUUACAGA